GCCGGCUUCCCCACCUCCCUCUCCCAGCUCUAGGCGCCGGAGCCCCCGCACGGCAAAUGUGCAAUACCAACAUGUCUGUGUCCACUGAUGGUGCUGUAAGCACCUCACAGAUCCCAGCUUCGGAGCAGGAGACCCUGGUUAGACCAAAGCCAUUGCUUUUGAAAUUGUUAAAGUCUGUUGGUGCACAAAAAGACACUUACACCAUGAAAGAGGUUAUAUUUUAUCUUGGCCAGUACAUUGUGACUAAACGAUUAUAUGAUGAGAAGCAACAACACGUUGUAUAUUGUUCAAAUGAUCUUCUUGGCGAUUUGUUUGGAGUUCCAGGCUUCUCUGUGAAAGAGCACAGGAAAAUACAUACAAUAAUCUACAGAAACUUGGUAGUAGUCAAUCAGCAGGAACCUUCCGAUUCAGGCAUGUCUAUAAGUGAGGACAGAUAUCACCCUGAAGGUGGGAAUGAUGAAAAGGAGCCUGGUCAAGUGCUGCAGGAAGAGAAGCCUUCAUCUUCAAGUUUGGUUUCGAGACCAUCUACCUCAUCUAGAAGGAGAGCAAUUAGUGAGACAGAAGAAAAUUUGGAUGAAUUACCUGGUGAACGACAAAGAAGACGCCACAAAUCUGAUAACAUUUCCCUCUCCUUUGACGAAAGCCUGGCUCUGUGUGUAAUACGGGAGCUAUGUUGUGAAAGAAGCAGUAGCAGUGAGUCAACGACACCGUCAAAUUUGGAUCUUGAUGACCGCGUAAGUGAACACUCAGGUGAUUGGCUGGAUCACGAUUCAUAUUCAGAUCAGUUUAGUGUGGAAUUUGAAGUUGAAUCUCUCGAUUCAGAAGAUUAUAGCCUUAGUGAAGAAGGGCAGGACCUGUCAGAUGAAGAAGAUGAGGUUUAUCGAGUUCCUGUGUACCAAGCAGGGGAGAGUGACACAGAUUCAUUUGAAGAAGACCCUGAAAUCUCCCUAGCUGACUACUGGAAGUGUACUUCUUGCCAUGAGAUGAAUCCUCCGCUCCCAUCGCAUUGCAACAGAUGUUGGGCUCUUCGUGAGAACUGGCUUCCUGAAGAUAAGGGGAAGGAUAAAGAGGGAAUCUCCAAGAAAGCCCCACUGGAAAACCCGACCCACUCGGAACAAGGCUUUGAUGUUCCUGAUUGUAAAAAGUCCAUAGCAGAUGAUUCUAAAGAGGCAGGCGUUGAGGAAAAUGACGAUAAAAGCACACAAGCUUCUCAGUCACAAGAGAGCGAGGACUUUUCUCAGCCCUCGACUUCUAACAGCGUUAUUUAUGGCAGCCAAGAGGACGUGAAGGAGUUUGAAAGGGAAGAAACGCAGGAAAAAGAAGAGAGUACGGAACCUAAUUUCCCCCUGAAUGCCAUUGAACCGUGUGUGAUUUGCCAGGGCCGACCUAAAAAUGGUUGCAUAGUUCAUGGCAGAACAGGACACCUGAUGUCAUGCUUCACUUGUGCCAAGAAGCUGAAGAAAAGGAACAAGCCCUGCCCAGUAUGUAGACAGCCUAUUCAGAUGAUUGUGCUUAUUUCAACUAAUUGACCUGUCCAUGAGAGUGGAAUUAUAUAUUUCUAACUGUAAAUAUAGCCCUAAAAAUUUAGACAACAUGGGAUCUAUUUUUAUUUACAUAUGUCAAAGUGAGGCAUUGUCUCAGUUAAUGUGGAUUUCCCCUUUUUGGUAUAAUUUACCUUUGGGAGAGAGAAAAGUGAAUAUUUACUUUUUCAAAUGAAAAUUUCACUUUGUUCUAUUUUUUAUUUGGGUUUUAAUGUGAUUUGGAUUGGAUUCAUAACUAGUUUAUUUUUAAUCAUCCCCUUUGGCUUCAAAUAGUUUCCACUUUCUCCUAAUAAAUAAACAUGAAAAGUACCUGAUUUAACAGCACAAAAAUAAGUAGGACAUUGAAAUGUGAAGUUAGUGUCUCUUAUGUAAGGGAAGAUGUUUGUGAAAGAUUUAAUUUUUUAAUUUUGGGUACCCUUAAAUCUGAGCCUUAGUUUUUCUGGUUUCAGAGCUUAAAAUGCCUUUUCUAGAUAACUAAGUUGAUAGCUGUAUUGGGUGCAGUGUGAGUGAAAAAUGUUGAUAGUGUUUUUGAUGUUACUAUGUGAUAAAGGAUAGGUGGUAAUGAUGUCAAGUGAGAAGAUGGCCAUCAGUUAGCACAGACGAAACCUUUCUAACCCUCCUUGGUAAACUGGGGGGAGGAGCUGUUGUGGGUGAAUAGGUAUACUAUGCAUUUUUCACACUAAUUUCAAGAACUUAAUUGAAUCUUAUAUUUCCUGUAAGUUGGAAAGAAUUCUGAGAUAGUUUGAUCAUCUUGGGCUCAGUUACAUGGUUUCUGGUAGUUGCCUGAGUUUCAGACCUUUGCUUAACACCAGUUUUAGAAAUGAGUGAAUUCAGAAAUUUGGUUAAUAGAACUGUUCAUUUUUAAAGUAACUAGAGAAGCUAUAACUUUAAUGCAGAUAUUAUUUGUUACUUUCCUUUUAAAAAUGACAGUGUCAGAAUAUCGGAUUCUAAAAUCUCUGUCAAGCUGUGUGGAUUAAGUUCUCUGUCAUUAACUGUAGUGUACCAAA
Molecule: messenger RNA, 2548 nt
Organism: Ochotona princeps (American pika)
Lineage: Eukaryota; Metazoa; Chordata; Mammalia; Lagomorpha; Ochotonidae
Product: E3 ubiquitin-protein ligase Mdm2-like
Biological process (GO): negative regulation of apoptotic process; regulation of cell cycle
Cellular component (GO): nucleus
Molecular function (GO): ubiquitin protein ligase activity; identical protein binding
Source: RefSeq, a predicted model, not a curated record